Nicotiana tabacum (common tobacco) is the source of this 336-nucleotide messenger RNA. The record is from RefSeq and is a predicted model, not a curated record. Lineage: Eukaryota; Viridiplantae; Streptophyta; Magnoliopsida; Solanales; Solanaceae.
UAUGUAAUAUUGGAAUUGUCAAAAGAUUGGCUUGUGCUAGAGAAGUUCAAAGAGCAGAGAGGAGAUUAGGGUUUUUGGUAUAUUAGGGUUUAAAUCCGACCGACGACGAUGAUUUACGACGUCAACUCGCCGCUUUUCCGAUCAUUCCUUAGCCAGAAGGGUGGCGCCUCCGACAAGAGGAAAACAGAAGAGCAGAAGCCAAGGGAACAGAGGCCAAAAGCUAGUGAAAACAAGCCUGUUAUGAAUGAGUGAGAGUGAAAGAUGUAGACUUAUUUUAUUAUAUAUGGAAUGUUGUUGAACAAGGCUUUUAAUGAAAUGCUGCUUGACAUUUGAAUG